AUGACCAAAGUCGCCCUUCCGAAUAGCACCGGCGGAACUCUAACGUACUGUUAUAGAUGGAAGAUCACAAAUUGGUGCGAGUUCUAUAAAGGAAGACAGAAGAAUCCACAGGCCUUGUCUCUAUAUUUAGGUAUUCUGGAAACGACACCCGGAUGCCUGCACGGGAUUCGUAAGAAAGUUAGUAUUAUUUUCGUCUUGGAAAACCUAAGAACCCGAGGAAUGGACUUUGGAAAAAUGGAAUUUCCGGUUUGGUUUUGUGAUAAACAUUCUACGUGGGGUGAAGAAAACCUUAUGUCAUUGGAUGAAAUGGAUAGCAAUGACACGGUCUCCUUAUGUGUCAAAUUCGAAAUCCAAGAAUCGAUUAUAGAUGCAUCGCCAGAGAUCGGCGUCAAUCCUUUUAAUAAACUGGUCAAUUCCCCGCGAUUUUCUGAUAUCACUUUCCGUGUAAUUGAUGACGCUGGUCGGGAUAAAUUAUUCUAUGCUCACAAGGGGGUUCUAGCAUGCUCGUCGCCGGUAUUUGAAGCAAUGCUGACGAAUGGAAUGAAAGAAACUCAUGAAAAUGAAAUUCGGCUUCACCAAGCCAAUCACAACGCUUUCCUCGCUCUGCUUACCUAUGUAUAUACCUUUAACGUUAACAUUGAAUCAUUGUGCGAUGCCGAAAACUUACUGGCAUUGGCGGAUCGGUUUGCUAUUGUUCACGUGCGAGAAGAAUGCUUGCGAUAUUUUCGAUUGGAGGUGAACGUGAAUAACGUAUGGGGUAUUUGGGCGAUUGCCGAGAAAUACUCGUGCUCGAAGACGUCAACAUCAUGCCGGGAUUAUGUUGCUCGUUAUCUUGGGACACUCUUGGACAAACAGUCUACGCUAGACGCCGAUCCGAAUAUCCUCUGUCUUGCACUUGAGAACGAUGAAGCUAACGUUGACAAGGAAGAGCAUAUUUAUGAAUUUGUGGUUAAAUGGGUGAAUUAUUUUUACUCUAGUGAUUCAUCCAAUGCUUUGACCGUCUCGAAAAAUUCUAGUAGCACACAUGUUGAUACCUUAUCAACUUCGCCAUCCACCUCAUCAUCUGUUUCUAUGCCUUCAGAGCUUCCUGAAGAUUUUGAAGAUCUAAGUCUGAUGUCCCUGAGUGAAAGGAAUGAUGGCGUUUCCAUUGACCAAGAUUAUGGUGAUGCUAAGUUACUGGAUGAUGAGGUUGAUGACUCUGAGAAAUUUCCGAAACCGUGGCGCGGAGAUAGGUUGGCGGCACUCCCAACUUUAUUGAAGUGCGUCAGGUUUCCAUUGAUGCAAACUAGAUAUAUUUUUGAGAAGGUUGAAAAAAAUCCUGUGAUAAUGGAGGCCGAAGGGAUGAAAGACUUGGUAGCCUAUUGUUCAUUUUAUCCCAAAUAUUUUAAGAUGGACUCUAUCGCAUUUAUUCAAGUCCGUUAA
Messenger RNA from Acaulospora colombiana, 1422 nucleotides. NCBI's taxonomy places the organism in Eukaryota, Fungi, Glomeromycota, Glomeromycetes, Diversisporales, Acaulosporaceae. The record is from the annotation of a GenBank genome assembly.